Molecule: messenger RNA, 6850 nt
Organism: Anneissia japonica
Lineage: Eukaryota; Metazoa; Echinodermata; Crinoidea; Comatulida; Comatulidae
Product: dynamin-binding protein-like
Exons: 25
Coding region: 167-5554 (1795 amino acids)
Biological process (GO): intracellular signal transduction
Cellular component (GO): cytoplasm
Molecular function (GO): protein binding; guanyl-nucleotide exchange factor activity
Source: RefSeq, a predicted model, not a curated record
CGCCCAGUGAAUAUCUUAUCUUAUGGUGGCUGCUCAAAAGCGGUAAACAUUUUUGUGGUUGUCUGUUUACCGUAAUUCAAAUUAAUGAUCUUGUGUAGCCAUUUAACGUAGGAAACUAUUUCAUUGCACAAUGAAAGUUGAUUUGUAAUGUGAGUGAGAUUGUGACAUGGAGGCUGGAACUUCUGCCCAGGCGAACUUCAACUUUGACACGACAGACGUAGACGAACUACCUUUGCAGUCAGGGGACAUUGUUCAAAUUAUAGAGAUCGUGGAUGAGAAUUGGGCAAUCGGAACAGCUAAUGGAAGAACGGGACGAUUUCCUACCAGCUUUGUGUCACCGGUCGAAGAACCAGGCAGUGCAGGAACUAAUUAUCGCAGCGGAGAGUUUGUUGUUGCUAUAGAAACAUUCUUAGCUGACACUGAUGGUGACCUUGGUUUUAACAAAGGUGAUACAAUUGAAAUUGUCACACAAGUAGAUGAGAAUUGGUUGAGAGGUCGUAUUAAUGGCAAAGAAGGAAUUUUCCCGUGUACUUACAUCAUUCAACAUGGAGGGACAAGUCAAAGUGGUUUAACCUGCAGAGUGAUUACAAGCAGCGUUGGCCAACUCAGUGAUGAAUUAACUGUCUCUGAAGGUGAUGUCAUUACUAAUUUGGAAAAGGUUGAUGAUGAUUGGUUUAGAGGAAGCUGCAAUGGCAGAACAGGAUUGGUUCCAGCUCUGUGUGUAGAAAUCAUUGAAGAUAACACCCAUGGUGGCAACACUGCCAGUGUUAAUUUUAAUUUAGAAGACUUCAGUUCAGUAGUCAAGCAGGGUGAAGACAUUAGUCAUGUUAAAUCUGAAGCAAUUGGCACAGAACCUUCUGUGACAGAAUCUUCCGGUAGCUCCCAACCGUCAGCAAUAUCACUCUUUCCCUUUAGUGCAGAGUCCAAAAAAGAAUUAAGUUUCAUGGACAAUGAGCAAAUCAGACUUUUGUAUCGAAUUGAUAACGAUUGGCUCGUCGGAAACAUUGAUGGCAAUGUUGGGAUGUUUCCAGCAUCGUUUGUCAACGUGGUCGUUGAUGUUCCGGACGGCUAUGAUGAACGACCACAGAGUUACAAAGACUUGUGUAAAACUGGUGUGAAUUCUAAAGAAAUUGAAUCAAACAAUAGUAAUAAUAUAGAGAAGCCUGGUAUUCUUGAAUUACCUAAUGCAAAUCAGGGAAAGAAAGGAAGAGUGCUUUUUGAUUUUGAAGGACAGACUGAACAAGAUCUAAGUGUCAAAAAAGGGGAUGUCAUUACAAUUGUUGAACAAUUGGACACUGAAUGGUAUGAGGCUCAGAAUGAUAUGGGUAGUAUUGGUUUCAUUCCAGUAAGUUAUGUUAAGGUAUUGGAGAAACUAAAGUCUCCAUCUUUAAAACGACAAGCCCCACCUCCACCCAUUAAGAAAAGAACCCCUGUCGGUAAGAAACCCCCACUUCCCGCCAAGUCGGCGAAGGCUGCUGAAUUGGUGCCAAACAUUCCUAACGGAGCGAGUGAAUUGUUAGAUAUUUUUGGACCCAUUCCGGAUACUUCAGGUAAUUCCAAGGAUAAUUCCCCAGUAAUUCUGAGCCCAGUAAAUAGACCAAAGCCAGCAUUAGCACCUAAGCCAUCUCCCACUCACAAACCAGUUAAUACUGUGACAAACUUACUUGACUUAGACCCAUUCCCAGUCACUGACACAACAAGCAUUCCUUCAUCAGGUCCAUCAGGAAAUUCUUCAAAACCAGUAUUUUUGCCAUCAAACCUUCCAAGAACAGAAAAACAAGGUGCGUCUUCUGUAAGCCCUUCAAUUUCAAGUACAGUGGGCUCAACGCUUAUUGAUUUUAGUCCUUCGGACAAACCGCAAACGUCUGUAUUAACUCCAGUCAUUCAUAAUUCAAGUGCAAUAACAACAGACCAGCCACAAUCUCCAACAAAAGUGAUAGUGAAGCAAGGGUCUGUUGAUAGUCUCUCUGGUAUUCUAACUGCCAAGCCAUUUGGUGCUGCAUCAACUACUGUGCGAUCAGUGCAUAGGCCAGUCGCAAAGACCUCCCCAGAAAAGCAACCAGCACAAAGUAACUUCAGUUCAGGAGCAGUAGAUAUCUCCCUCGCUAAUGUAUUCAACCAGAAAGUAAAUAGUGCAUUUGAUUCUGUGGACCCUUUGCUGGAAUCAUUUGGAACACCAGUUACUACUUCAGAUUCAUUUAAUCCAUUCAAUGCAAAUGAUAAUCAGCAAAUAAUUCCUUCAAAAAACACUGCACAACCAUCCACAUCAAAAACAUCAGAUACAAGCUCCACAGCUCGGAACAUUACUCCAUUUUCAGCAGCUGUUGAGGAGAUCUUCGCCAAGGGCACUAAAGAGAAGGUUCCGCCUAUUCGCCAACCAUCACCGAAUCCAUUUGCGCCAGCUACAGUGGAAGAAAGCAAAGAUUUGAAUAAGGCGUCAGCAAAUCCUUUCAGUGCUGAAGAUAACUUGGGAUUUUGCGAUGAUUUUGAGGUGGAUACUCAGCUUGGUAAAAUGCCAAGAGAUGAAAGCGUGAACUCUGAACUCUCAUCUGAUGAUUUUAAUUCUUUGAUGCCAAGUUUUGUUAUUAAACCAGUUGAUACUAUUGAACCACCAUCUGAUACAAAAUCAGCCUUUAUUUUACCUCCUCCCCCAUCACCUGCUAAGCGCACCGGAUUACAUAUUGAUAAACCAAAACCAAAAAAGUUUAAUCAGAAUUCAGCCGUACCUCGUCCAAGACCUCGCCCACAGAGCAUGACGAAUAAUGGGCAAGGUGGUACUUAUAUUCCGGAACCAAGUUUCCCCUUGAUUGCAUCUCAGCAGGCACUAUUAACAAAUGACCUAGUUGGUUUUGAGGUCAGUUCCAACUCUGCAACUGAUAUUACAGAUGAUGAUGCUGGACAACCACCUCCUGCAUAUCCCCCACCAGAACUCCCGUCUGAUGUCGAUGAUGGUAUACUGACUGAUGAAUCGUCGCUAGUUGUUGGUGACCUCCUGGGUCUAGUUGGUUCUGACACCGUACAAGAUGAAGAUGUAAAGCCUAGGAGAAGUGCACCCUCUAGACCACUCAAAGAACCGACAAAGAAAAACGUCCCUCCCCGACCAGCGCCACCUAGACCAGUAAACAUGCCAAGGUACCAACCAUAUAAACAAGGCGAAGAAGAAGUACUUGUACAAAGACAGGAAGAUGUUACAGCAGUAGAUGCUUCCCAAACAAAGGACAUGGUUGCAGCACUAAAAGCAAGCAUGGCAGAGUUUCAAAGUGAAUUGGAGAGACAAACCAAAGAGAAACAGCAGCUGGAACAAGAGAUGUCUUUCCUCGAGUGUGAUGCAUCCGACAAUGUAAUGGUUGAAAAAUACAAUGAAGUUGUUCACAACAUCACUCAACUGACUGACAAAGUAGCAUCACUAAAAGAACAAAUAGAGGAGUUGGAGCCAGACGAGAAGCAAGCAGCCAAGAAGAAGAAAGCAGAGAUGCGGGAAAAGGUUGUGAAUGAGCUUCUGAACACCGAAGAGGCUUAUCAACGCGACAUCAUACUUUGCCGUCAAGGUUUUAUGACCAUACUAGAAGACAAAGAGGACGAGAUAAAUGUAAUUCUUGCCAUGGAGGUUGAAGAUUCAUCCGAGAAAUCAGAGGAUAAAAAGAAGACUAAAGGCUUAGAACUUGACAUACUCUUCGGGAACAUUGAUCAGGUUAUUGAAGUUUCUGGGAAGUUUUUAGAAAGUCUUAAAGAAACGAUUGUUGAUGUCCCUCCGCAAGAUCAGCUGAUAGGUGCUUGCUUUAUGGAACACUGUAAAGAUCUAGAAGAAGUCUACAAACAAUACUGUAGGAAUCACGAUGAUGCAACCGCACUGCUAGAAAAAUAUGAAGAAAAUAAUGAAAUAUUAGAAUAUAUCAACCAGGGUUUGGAGGUUGUGAGGAAAAGCACAAAUUGUUGGGACCUGGCAUCAUUCCUCAUAAAACCAGUUCAAAGAAUUCUCAAAUACCAGCUUCUGAUUGGUGAACUAGACAAGCAUACCGAUGAUAACCACAAAGACAAAGAGAAUAUUAAGAAGGCAUGGAAAACAAUGCUGGAUGUGGCAGGGUCCAUCAAUGAAUUCAAGAGAAGAAAAGAUAUUGUGGUGAAAUAUCGCAAACAACAAGCCGCCAUAACAGACAAGUUAGGACGCAUUAACCUACACUCCUUCAAAAAGAAGACCACGAGAAUGAACCAACGCUGGAUACAACUUACAGGAUUGAGUGCUCAGACUAUAGAUGAGGAAUUUGAGCAGCAUGAAAAGAGAUUCAAUACACUGGAAAAAACAAUAAAGAUAUUUGUCAAGGACAUCAACGCAUACCUAGAGCAUCUUAAAGAUGCAACUGCUGCUGAAGCUAUUGUAGGAGCUGACAUAUCUGAGUAUUAUGCGAAUCAAUCCAAUCUUAAACAGGUUAAUAAAUAUGAAGCAGUUCAGAAAAGGAUAGCAAAUAAGCUUUACAAAAACUACACCUUGUUUGUCCAGCAACGAGUGAUUUCGCCGCUAAAUCUCUUGCUGAUCAUGUUCCAGGGACCACAUAAACUCAUCCAAAAACGAUACGACAAGUUGCUAGACUAUGAUAGCUGUAUUAAUAAAGUGGAAAAGACCAAAGAUAAGGAGAAACUUAAAGGGAGACAAAAGGAUAAGAUAGAGCGACUAAAGGAAGAAUUUGAGGAAGAUGUUGAUGGCAAUUGUGUUCGUAAAAAGUCAAGAGAGGUGACAGAUGAAAAGGAGGUUGCACGUAAGAACUAUGAGGCUUUGAAUAUCCAGCUAAAAGAUGAACUACCCAAACUAUGUGAGAUGUCUAGCUCAUUGUUCAAAGAGUGUGUGGCAGCUUAUAUUGAAGCAGAGAGUGACCACAUCCAUUCGACACUCAAACAACUUCAUCCUUUGCUAGAGUUACCAAUUGUAAAAUCCUCCUGCACAGACAAUGUGAUGGACACAUUUGAGCAGAGUCAUGUGAGUGAGGUUGAGAAGACCAAGCAGUUCAGCUUUGUCAGUAGCAGCUUCGACAAGAAAGAUCAAAAAGAGAAGAAAUCUGUUAAAAGAGUCCCAAGUACAGACCAGAUGCUAUCCCAGGCGAGUUCAGAGGUCAAGCCAAAACAAACACAGGCCAAUAAAGAACAGGUGAUGACACGAUACAGUAAUGAACAGCUUCAUCUGGUGACGGCCAGCUUCAAGGCAGCGGAGGAUUUGGACAUGACGGUAAUGCAGGGUGAAAUAAUCGGCGUCAUCAAGCAACAGGAUCCUAGGGGAGGGCAGGAGAGGUGGUACAUUGAUAAUGGAGCUUCCACUGGAUUUAUACCACCGACAAUUUUAACACCUUACAAGUUGCCAUCGUAUGAGCAAGCGUUGUCUAUUCAGUAUUAUGCAGCGUGGGAAUUUACUGCCACAGGACCGCAUGAGGUGAGCCUAGAGGAAGGCUGUUUAGUUAGUGUCAUCUCUUCCAAAGAUAUGGAGGGUAAUUCAGAAUGGUGGCUAGUGGAAAGUGAUGGACAACAAGGCUAUGUACCCGCUGCAUAUAUAAAACCAUUACAAUAAUACCAGAUAGUCCAACAGCGGUGUACCUAUUGUGUAUUAUUCAAGCCAGUGUGUAUAUUAGCUAAGGAAGAUAUGGAUGUGUACUUACUGUAUACAGUAUUAGGCCAAUAAUAAUACUAGCUAAGGCCAACAAGACUUGGGAAUCUGCUGCAUGUGUGUGAAUAUAUGUUGCCAGGGUUUAGAAUACUUGUCUUACAGGUUGUUAGAUAGGCAAGGGACAUCAAAGUGGAAAUCAGAAAAAAUGCCAUUAUGAAAAAAUGCCAGUAGGAAUGAACGCCACAAUGUAAAAAAAUCAUUUCACGAUAGGGUAUUGUUCAAGGCGCAGAGGGGAACUACCAAACCUAAUAUUAAUAUUAAGCAAGUUAACUCAAAAUUUCCAUUUAUGAGGGAUGUUAAAAUAUAUUAAUGGAACAGGUUAGAUGAAGAAGACAGAGACAUAUGUAUAUUAUUAGUAAUUUAUAUUUAUUUGUGUCAUUAUUAUUUUAUCUUUUUUCUUUUUUGUGAUCUGUCAUGUCUCGGUUAAGGACCACAAUGCAAAUAAGCACUUCUGAGCUCUUUUGUGUUAUCCUUCGUGAAAUUUUGUUAAUGUGUUAUUUGGAGAAUCACUGAAUAAUUUGAAAUGAAAUGAAAUAAUUAGGUUGUAUUUUAAGUAACUACAGCAUAAUUUACUUAUUUAUAAAGCUGUAUUUAUUUUAGUAAAUGACUAUAUGAUGUUAAAUACUGUACAACCUUAUAAAUCAGGAAAGUUUUAUUUAAUUAUAUAAAUAAAUUAAGUAAUGAUACUUAAAUUGGUACAACCUAAUAAGAUCUGUAAUUAGGCUGUAUCAUUUAGUUUUGCACAAAACAAUACCCCUAUUAUGAAAUGCUUUGUUCCAUUGUGUGGUGUAUUCCUACUGGCAUUUUUCUACAUCUAUCCAUCUAUAUUCCCACCUAUAUGCUAUUCUUUUGUAUGUUUUGUACACAAUUGAGACGUAGCAAUCUAAAAAUACAUUUGAGAUGAUUGUUGUGUUUUAUUGCUAUUGGGGAAUAUUUCUAUUCGUCUUUUUAUGCCGUAUGGCAGCAGAAAGCUAACUUAAUAUUUACCAGAAAUUCAGUUACCAUGGAAAUUUAGUAGAAAUACAAUAGCAACAUCUUCAGCAUCAGUUUUAGAAACUCUUUGCUAUCAGGUUUGAGAGCGUUUUUGAUGCCACAUUGACAAUACAAUAAUAGGUUAAUGAACAAUAUUACAAAUUUUAAAAGCAACAUACAAAGCUAUUAGACCUAAAGUACAUAUUUUUAUAUAAAGAUUAUUUGCAA